GUUGCCGCCACAGCCGCCGCCUGCCUGCACGCCCGCGCCCGCGCCUUGGGACCACGUUGCCGCCCCCCAAGCUAGGCCGCAAUAGUGAAGGGUGAAGCUCCCCCAUUUCGAAAGUUAUGGCUGAUCGUAACAAUCAUAUGUCCGUACACACCAUCUCGUAGCUCGUAGUGCUAUUGUUUGUUUGAGUUUCGUGAAACAUACGCUAUUAGCGAGUGACUAAACCCUAUAACAAGUUAAACAACCUGUGGAAAGCAAAAGAAUAUCCAUAAUGAGACACGACGGUGAUGCAUCAGCAUUAGCUGAUCGAAUAGAAGCGUUUAAAGGCGAUCCUGAAAAACUACGACAAGCCACUGAAUUUGUAGACGAAAUCAUACAACAAGCUAAAAAAGAGGCAGAACUUAAACAAAAAGACAAAGAAAGAAGUAAAUUCGAAACACAAGACCCUGGAGUUGGUAUGAAGAGGCGACUGGGACGAGCCCGUGGCUUCGUGAUUCGUAUGUUCGACGCAUUGUGCAACUGCACGCAGACCGCCGCAGCCGCCGCUGCUCGGUCCACAGCCCGAAACAACCCUUUCACUAAGCGUUAACGUGAUUGCAAUGCACUCGAAACUGUAUUAAAUGUUCCCACCGUGAUUAUUAGCGUGUAACGAUGAAAAUCUGAUAGGUUGAGCCAAGUGCUACAACGCCACAAACAUUGAAAAGGAUGAUGCAACGAUGAGCGCAAACGAAUUACAACUCUUGCUCGUCAAUGAAUACUCUGCUUGCUUUUGACUUGGUUUUAUACAAUGUAAUCGAAUGUUCUCGGUGGGGACUAGUUCAAACACGGAAGUCAUGGUAAGAGAAGCAGACGUAUCGAUCUAUUAAAAAGGAUAGCAAACUUACACCCUACAACUUUUAAAUUAAUUCCUCUACUCAAAAAUAACCUUCUGGGCCAAUUCCAAAGACUUUACCAAAAAUGAUAGCAGAAUAGUAUUUUCCAAGUCAGUUACCUAUAUAUCUAGAACAUUUGAAAAUAGUAGUUCUGUGGAAUUGUAAAGAAAACAUUUAAGGAAGACUAAAACCAAGUAAACGUUUAUAUUAUCUACAUCCGAGUCAGAAAUCAAUAUCUUUGUUAUUAAACGGCUGUCGUGUAAGAUUGUGGGGAGGCGGCGAUUCGGAAAAGCUAUUGAAAAUGUUCAUUCCUCUCACUGGACAUUUUAUAUUCUGAGACGAGUCAGUCUCGGGUAAAAGUAGUAAAUAAUUCGAAGCAAGCUGCGUGAAAAAACUUCGUUCCGUCGAAACGAAAUCCGGGAUCGUUCAAGCCGAGUGGUCCGUAGGGAUUUUUUUUGGACUCCUGACUUUUAGAGGAUGUUGUGUCGAAUCGUUUUUGGUUUAAUGGUUGAAGUAAAAGAAGAAACAAUCUUAGAAAUACCUACAUAAUCCAUGUUCAAUGUGGGAUAAAGUACCCUUUUAUAAUUAAAUGUAAAUAUUGAUAUGAUAUGUAACCUUGAGCAAUCUCCCUGAAUACCUUCGUGUCUUCCUUAGUAUAGUGUCCCUGAAUUACAAAGUUGAGUAUGUUGAUGGAUAUUGAAUAUUACUGAUUAAAAAUCAGUUCGAAUUUCUAAUAAGAUCCCAUGGUCACUAGUAACUAAGAUGGUGUUAGUCGCCAAAUAACCCUUUAAAAACCGAAGUUUGCUUGAAGAUAAAAAGCAAUUUAAUUUCCAAAUGUGCUACAAUCUCUUAUAAAUAACCAGCUAUAAUUGUCCAUAGAUAUCUACUAGUCGAUACCAAUGUGUGUAAUGUCUUAGUAGACCGGUAUUAAUAAACAGCUCUUAAGUCUGACAUUUAGUGCAUCGGUUGCAUUGACUUUUAUUUAUGAUCGGUUGUGAUAUCACUUAGAUCUUGAAAUGUAUCUGAACAAUUUAAGCAUCGGUAUCUUUGAUGACGCCAAGUCAAGUGACUAAGAUAUGAACUUAUCUUAAGUGCUUAGUGACAUUAUUAGUAAGCGGAAAUUUUGAGGACUCUGAUGAUGCGUAAUUGUUGAGGUGCACUUAAAUGCAAGUUAAUGUAUGUGUGCGUUUGUUCUUAUGAAUUUUUCGAU
Messenger RNA from Hyposmocoma kahamanoa, 2079 nucleotides. RefSeq lists its product as uncharacterized. The record is from RefSeq and is a predicted model, not a curated record. The transcript has 3 exons. Lineage: Eukaryota; Metazoa; Arthropoda; Insecta; Lepidoptera; Cosmopterigidae. Bases 269 to 586 code for a protein of 105 amino acids.